Messenger RNA from Exophiala xenobiotica, 2212 nucleotides. RefSeq lists its product as hypothetical. The transcript is spliced from 3 exons. Bases 679 to 1947 code for a protein of 422 amino acids. Gene Ontology annotation, biological process: transmembrane transport. Gene Ontology annotation, molecular function: transmembrane transporter activity. The record is from RefSeq and is a predicted model, not a curated record. NCBI's taxonomy places the organism in Eukaryota, Fungi, Ascomycota, Eurotiomycetes, Chaetothyriales, Herpotrichiellaceae.
GACGAUUCUUGCCUACAAUGGCCGUCGUCCCGAGCAAUCCUCGACCAUGACACCCAGCAUGGUAGAGUUCCAUCUCCAGUUUCAACCAAUUCCGUCCCCGAACAUCAGACCGCUCCUUUUCCUCACCUCAAGAGGGAAAGUUGUCAGGAACUAUUGUUUGUCCGAAGCUGUUCUGGACUUCUCUAGGUCUGCUCGCUUGCAAGCGAUAGUCGACUGUGUUCCGGCAGUGCAAACCACGUUGGCCACGUUGCUUGAGGGGCCCGAGGCGACGGCAAAGAUUCCUUUCCAGUACGGAGUAGACGGAUCUUUGUUUGCUUCAUACUUAAGUUUUCUCGGAUUUUCUGACUCUCAGCAUUCAACUCCAUCAAUCAGCAGCAAAUCGUCCUUCUUCCUCAGUGUGUCACUAUGAGCAGUCCUCCUCCGUCAUCGGGUGCGGACAAGCAGGUCGAGCAUGAAAAGAACAUAGAUCCUGAGACCACCGUGGUCGCCCUCAGCAAUGAUUCCAGUGAACCGAGCAUACUGGAGGGACCGGAUCGGAAUGAUGAACGCAACCCUCAAAACUGGAGCCCGUGGAAGAAGAGAUUGGUGUUUUUGGCUCUGAUGUCGAGUUCAAUCCUCGCCGACGGGUACGUGCUCAUUUUACUCUCCAUUGCUUGUGCCUGACAUUGAAGCAGUGGAAUGACCUGGGGUGCAACGCUCGUCGCCGCACAAGCAGUCGAAUGGAAAACGUCGAUCGCACACUCUGCUACCUCUCUCAAUUAUGGUAUUCUGCUGCAAGGAUUUGGUGGCAUUUUUGCUGUUCCUCUGAUCGAUGCAUACGGCCGUCUUCCUAUCUGGAUCUGGCCUCAGAUCAUUACCCUAUUCGUUGUCGUUGGAUGCAUCUACGCAGAGAGUUGGUCGGUCUUUACCGCGUUGCGUGCCCUGCAAGGCUUGUUCGGCACCGUCCCUCAAGUCAUCGGUCUGCCAAUCAUCCACGAUAUGUACGCACCUCGCGAAUGGCCUCGAUACAUCAAUACUUGGGGCACCACUUUUCUUGUCGGUCCAUUCCUGUUCCCUGCGCUGGCAGGCUACAUCCUCGAUGGCACAGGCUCAUGGCGAGAUGCGUUCAAAGUUCUUGCCGGGUUUUAUGGUCUGUCAACGAUAUUGAUUCUUGCCUUUGGUCGUGAAACCUAUUACAACAAAGCCACCGGGACGCAACAGACGAACCGCGUCAAGGCAUUCUUCGGCAUUGGAAACACCAGAUUGCCCAAGGGUGCGACUCUGAGCUCAUCAACGGUCAAUAUCAUCAAACAUAUCUUCACACUACCGAUCCUUUUGGUCGGCAUCUCAACCAUGGUCAAUUUCACAUGGCCGAUUGGCAUCACCACCACGAUCGACUCCUUCGUGCGAGCUCCUCCGUAUCUGUUUGACAACAUUGCCGAUGCAUCCAUUCGUUUUGCCGGUGUUAUUGGAGCCUUGCUAGGUUUCGUUUUUGGGUACUUUUUCAACGAAUGGAUCUACAACGGCUCGGGUGGAAGACGCAAGGCUACUUGGCGAAGCGAGUACAGACUGCACGGCGUCUGGUUCCCGAUUGGCAGCAUGUUUUGCGGUCUUCUCACCUACGGGUUUACACUCAACUACGGAAAGAGUUGGGUAGGUCUGGCAUUUGGCUGGGUGAUGGUGAAUAUCGGUCUGGUCGGCAGCACAGUGGCCAUUACCGCCUUUGCCCUCGAGAAAUAUCCCAAUCAAGCCACCGUCGUCAGUGCCAUCAUCAACAUGUGGAGGACCUGCGGUGGUUUUGCCGUAGGAUAUUUUCAACCUAGCUGGAUUGCGAAAGACGGCGUUGCGGCUGUGUUUGGUACGCAGGCUGCAGUUGUUGCAGUUUGUGUGAUUUUGUUGAUCGGUCCUGCCAUCUUGCUGGGGAGAAGAGCUGCACAGCGAAACAUGGCGGCUGCCCCUUCUGCUUAAGUCAAAGUGAUCAGGGUCAGGGUCCCGUUGAGUGGCUGUCAAUAGCAGUGCGCGUUGUCACUUUCGAACCGUCACGGGCUUUGUGUCGUCGACGCCUUGUUUGUUCAUUUGGACGGCUCUUCACUCGAGGAUAUGCCAGCCAGGCAGCAAUCCUCAUUUUGGGAGCUACAGGUCCAUCCAUAGAUUCCAUAAAUUGCAGCCACUGGCAAAAAGUACUCUGAUUCGAUCGCAUUCAGUCUUUGGGGAAAACUGUAGGGAGGCAAGC